Messenger RNA from Spinacia oleracea (spinach), 2722 nucleotides. RefSeq names its product rab GTPase-activating protein 22. The transcript is spliced from 5 exons. Gene Ontology annotation, molecular function: GTPase activator activity. Gene Ontology annotation, biological process: activation of GTPase activity. Lineage: Eukaryota; Viridiplantae; Streptophyta; Magnoliopsida; Caryophyllales; Amaranthaceae. The record is from RefSeq and is a predicted model, not a curated record. The coding region runs from base 681 to 2357 and encodes 558 amino acids.
UAGAAAUAAAAUUAGGGAGCAAUAACCACUUUUAACCACCACCUUACUUUCUCUCUCUUCACCCAAGAAUCUCUCAAGUCUCCCUUUGAUCCCUUCUCACUUUCCAUUUCCUUCAUUCCCACUCUCUCUCUUGAGAGAAAAAGCCAAAAAAAAUAAUUGGGUUUUUGGAGAGAGAAACUCGAUUUUUUCGUCAUCUUCAUCAUCAUCAUAAUCGAAAUCACUGCAAAAACUUUUGUAGAAAAUCCGCCAUUUUUAUCUUGUAUUCAUUAUUACACGUUUUCUCUCUCCUCCGAUGCUUAACGUCGUUCCAUCUUCGAGCUUAUACAGAAGCAUAGGUGGAAUCUUCUUGUUCUUAAGCAGCGGUGGCGGCGGCGGCCAAAAUGGCGGUGGCGCUGCUGCUGUAGCUGUUGCUUUCACUGCCGUUGCUGGUAUCGCUGUAUUUGCCGCCAUUGCUUAUACUCGUAGGUAAACCAAUUACUCUAAUAAAACCUCCCCCAUUUUUUUGAUUUUUCUUUUUAAUUUGUGUAAUUUGAUUACUAUGAACCCUAGAUUUAGUUUGUGAUUUCUGUUUAAGAAGACCCUCAAAAAUUAAUUUGAUUUUUCUUUUCUAGGGGGAGGUUAGGGUUAGGGUUCGGUUAGAAAUUAGGGAAAUUUUCAGGAUUUUUGUAAAUUUAUAGUAGAUGAAAGCUCUAAGAAGAAGUCACACUUGUUCACCUUCUCCAUCUUCAUCGUCGAAAUCAUCCCCAUCAUCAUCUAAUUCGAUAAAACAUCAUUAUUCACUACCAUCAUCAUCAUCACCAUCAUCAUCGUCGCCGUUAUCGUCGUCUUGGGUUCAUUUGCGGUCAGCUUUAUUCGUUGUUGCUUCUUCCUCACCGGCAUCUUCUUCUUCCCAUCGUGGCCAUCUUAAGUCACCAUGGUCUCGCAAGAAAAGGAAACAUGCCCUCACACUACGACAAUGGAGAAAUUCAUUUACACCAGAUGGAAAGCUUCAUGAUGGUGGAAUAAAGCUUUUGAAGAAAGUUCGAAGUGGAGGUAUUGAUCCAAGCAUCAGAUCAGAGGUUUGGCCUUUCCUUCUUGGCGUCUAUGACUUGAAAAGUACCAAAGAAGAAAGAGAUGUUAUCAGAAACAAGAACAGAAAGGAGUAUGAAAAACUUAGGAGGCAGAGUCGACGACUAUUAAAACAAACUGAUGAGAAUUCAAGACUGAAUAGCAACGGGAGCAGUGAGAGUCCCUAUUCAGAACCCAGUUCACCUGCCUCAGAAGAUGUGGUCAGUGCUCGAGAGUCCCUAUCCAGUGAGAAGGGAAGUUCUGAUCUUGAGUUUUCAGAAAAUCAAUCUAGCUCAGUAUUGGAUAGGAGUAGUAGCUCCCGGCGAGUCACGAGUUCUAGUCCUUCUGUAAUCUGCAGCGAUUCAUCUGACAUGGGGUCAUCUGAAGAUGAACAAUUUGACGAAGCUUCUUCUCCUCUAUCUGACGAAGAGAAUGAUGUUGAUGUUGCUUCAAAGGGAGAUCUUUCCCCGCCUAAGACAAAUCCACAGUCUAAUGUCUGUCGAACUGAAGAUUUUGCCAGUUGGCAGCGUAUAAUUCGUCUUGAUGCUGUGCGGGCCAAUGCAGAAUGGACUCCCUAUUCUCCUUCCCAGGCUGCAGUAUCAGAAGACCGGGCAUGUCGUUCUGCUGAAGCUGUAGGUCUUAAAGACUAUGAUCACCUUGAGCCAUGCAGAAUUUACCAUGCUGCUCGAUUGGUAGCAAUACUUGAAGCCUAUGCCAUCUAUGACUCUGAAAUUGGUUACUGUCAAGGUAUGAGUGAUCUUCUUUCCCCGAUAAUCUCAGUAAUAGAGGAAGACCAUAUGGCAUUCUGGUGUUUUGUGGGGUUUAUGAAGAAGGCUCGGCAUAACUUCAGGCUCGAUGAGGUGGGAAUUCGUCGGCAACUUAAUACCGUGGCCAAAAUCAUAAAACACAAGGACUCACACCUUUAUAAACAUUUGGUAAAGCUCCAAGCAGAGGACUGUUUCUUUGUUUACAGGAUGGUGGUUGUUCUGUUUAGGAGGGAGCUGAAUUUUGAGCAGACACUUUGCUUGUGGGAGGUGAUGUGGGCUGAUCAAGCUGCACUUCGGGCCGGGGUUGGCAAAUCUGCGUGGCGUGUAAUAAGACAACGGGCCCCACCAACAGAGGAUUUGCUGCUGUAUGCCAUUGCUGCUUCUGUAUUGCAGAGAAGAAAACAGAUUAUAGAGAAGUACAGUAGUAUGGAUGAAAUAUUGAGGGAGUGUAAUAAUAUGGCUGGACAUCUUGAUAUUUGGAAACUCUUGGAUGGUGCACAUGAUCUGGUAAUGACUCUUCAUGAUAAAGUUGCUACAACCUAGCCUAGGGAUGCGUGCUUCAGCUCUCAUCGUUCUUCACAAUUUCGGCGUGAGCUGUUGUUAGUAGCCAAAUCAUACAGGUUCGUGCUUGAAACUUGUGAGCUUACGGCGAAUUUCCUAAAGGUCUCUCAACAUCUUGUGUAACUUGUUCUUUGAUCUUUCCAAUAUUUUCGAGGUGGUAAAAAAUAAAUUGUUCAAAUUUUCUGAUUAAGAAAUUUGCAAUUUAACUCUUUAGGCUCUUUUUUGUUUGAAGGAGAAUACAAUUGUAAAUUAGUUUUCCGUUGUUUGUUCGUUCGUUUUCAAGAGAAGGGAUAGUAAAUGGAAAUGAAAGGGGGUGGAUGGAUCAAUGGAGAAGUAUUUUUGUUUCA